Molecule: messenger RNA, 1141 nt
Organism: Phytophthora infestans T30-4
Lineage: Eukaryota; Oomycota; Peronosporomycetes; Peronosporales; Peronosporaceae
Exons: 2
Coding region: 1-1017 (338 amino acids)
Source: RefSeq, a predicted model, not a curated record
AUGGCUGACGACGAGGUGGCGACGCUCGAACGCGAACUGGAGACUCUAAAGCUGCAGCUGGAGAAGGAACGUAAGAAGAACGCGGCUGAACAGGACGACAGCAGAAGUGAUACCAAGCAGGAGCGAAAGCCCGAGCAAGGAGCAACUCCGGAGGGCACUAAGUCGCAGCGACGAGGUGGCGACAAGAAGGCUGCCCCAUCCUCAAAGGAACCGCGCAUCUACGUGCAACACGCUGCAGUAGGAUCUCGGCGCGGCAAGUGGUGGCUCCGCGAACGCCAAGUGCUCUCGCGAACCAUAGCGGAUGAAGACGGCGCAGUGACUCUUAAAGUGCGGGAAACCUGGGUCUGGAGCGGCCGGACAGUGAUCCUCGACAAGAUCGUGCGACUAGACGAAGAGACGCAGGAAGACAAGCGGGCAGUGGGGGUGGAGAAAGAUAAACCAGAAAUCGCGAAGGAGGAGCCCGACAACAAGAACAAAGUGCCAUUUGAAGCUACUCCCUCUUCAGUGCAGCCAUCCAAAGAGGCAGAAACAAGCGCGGAAGCAGUAGUAGAUUCAAAGGCUGUGGUGACAGCGACCAAAGCUAAUGACGAAGAAUCCAUCAUCGAAACGAUCAUGUUCGGAUUGACUUUGCAGUGGAACGUCAAGAGCGUGAGGGACUUCGUCAAUGCGGCCAACUCAAAUACGAUUUCCGAUGAGAAGCGCCCCGUGUGGAUAUCCCAAUCUCGAGGUCAGAUCACUGAGCAAGUGUUCAAGAGCGACGUUAUGGCUUGCCUAGCCGUGGUUGCUGGUGGACCAGCCCAAGAGAAUGAUCUGGCACCGAACACGAUCUGGCAACACAUGAAUAUUGUUAAACGUCUCGGCCAAAUCGAAAACGAUCCGUUCGUCCAGUCAUGCAUGAGCCAGCUCGAUCUCGAUACCUACCUCGCUGUUGUCUUCUUGCGCCACGAACCGGGCUUUGAUAUUCAACCAAUGCGCUCUGAUCCUCCAAUACCACCAAAUCGACAGGUCUUCUAUUAAGAAGAAUUAAAGGAAGACUCACUUUAAUUGCAAAAGUUAGGAUUCUAUUCCUCAUAAUAUGCUUAUAUUAUAAGCAACGAUGCUUUGUUUACCACUCGGAGACUGCGUGGUCCUUAAAGAACUG